UAGGUGAGUCACCACAGGUGUCUCCACGGCCCAGACGGAACGUCUCAGUGCGCAGUGCAAAGAUGGGAUCACCCAACACCGGCAGAAAGAGCGUCAUCAACACCAACGCCAUCAUCCCCUCCUUAGCAACGAAUCAAUACCAAGACAAAGGCACAUGGUGUGAAGCAGCGACUGUUGAGAUGAUGGAGGGCAUGACUAAGCAAGAGAUCAAGCGACAGGAGGUCAUCUACGGUAUGAUUCAGUAUAUAAAAAACAUGCCGGAAUAA
Messenger RNA from Sphaeroforma arctica JP610, 266 nucleotides. RefSeq lists its product as hypothetical. Lineage: Eukaryota; Ichthyosporea; Ichthyophonida. The transcript is spliced from 2 exons. The coding region runs from base 63 to 266 and encodes 67 amino acids. The record is from RefSeq and is a predicted model, not a curated record.